Molecule: messenger RNA, 2517 nt
Organism: Oncorhynchus mykiss (rainbow trout)
Lineage: Eukaryota; Metazoa; Chordata; Actinopteri; Salmoniformes; Salmonidae
Source: RefSeq, a predicted model, not a curated record
ACAAUGUAGUGAAUAUUUUUCCUAAACUGCGUUACUCACUCCAGUCAGCAGAUGGCGAUGGGUGUAUUUCAAGUGAUGCUUCUUGCGUGACGUAUAAUCUAGUGGACCGGGUGCUUACUUUUUUAAACAUGGCUACUGAUUCAACCACCUCCGUAGCUUACUAGCAAACAUAAAACCAAAACAUUGGAGCUCUUUGGACCAUUAUAUAGGUAUUAACCUCAGCGUUUUAAACACACUGUCUGCGUAUAACGUUGAUUCAUUUCAUAUUGACGUUGUUAGUCAACUCUGGUUAAGAUAGCACUAGCACUAUAGGCUAAUCGCAGUUCUGCCCCUGAGCAAGACCGUUAACCCACUGUUCCCCGGGCGCAAAAGACGUGGAUGUCGAUUAAAUGCGGAAGACACAUUUCAGUUGAAGUCAUUCAGUUGUACAACUGACUAGGUAUUUCCCGUUCCCUUUCAGUAAUGCUUAUUAGCUAGCUAACAUCCCAGACCAUGAGCUCAAAAAGCUACUUCCCCCCUGCUAAAGAAGAGGUCUGCUGGUCGGAGAAAGAAGCUCUGGGACUGAACAUUGUCGUGAAAGAGGAAGAGGAGGAGAUGACUGUCACAGUCAAAGAAGAAGAUAAAGAAGCUUUUGGAAUGACAGAAGAAGAGGAGAAAUAUAUCACAUUGAAAGAAGAAGACGAGAAGGCUAUCACAUUGAAUGAAGAGAAAGAUUUCACAUUAAAAGAAGAGAAAGAUAUCACAUUGAAUGAAGAGAGAGGUAUCACAUUGAAUGAAGAGAAAUAUAUAACAUUGAAUGAAGAGAAAGAUAUCACAUUGAAUGAAGAGAAAGAUAUCACAUUGAAUGAAGAGGAGAAAGAUAUCACAUUGAAAGAAGAAGAGGAGAAGGCUAUCACAUUGAAUGAAGAGGAGAAAGAAGCUUUUGGAAUGAAAGAUGAAGAGGAGAAAGAUAUCACAUUGAAAGAAGAGGAGGAGAAAGAUAUCACAUUGAAAGAAGAGGAGGAGAAAAAUAUCACAUUGAAAGAAGAAGAGGAGGAGAAAGCUAUCACAUUGAAUGAAGAGGAGGAGAAAGAUAUCACAUUGAAAAAAGAAGAUGAUGUAACAGUGAAAGAUGAGGAAGAAGCUUUCAGGGGGGAGGUUGAAGAGGAGGAGACUGGAUAUCUGAUUAACACCAAAGAGAGACCAGACUCUCACAGCGGAAAGAGUCCUUCAGAAGAAGCAGCCCCAAAGACAUCCAAACCAGUAAGACCACAUGACUGCUCCCAGUGUGGAAAGAGAUUUAUCAGGUUAGGGCACCUGAAAGAACAUAAGAAAACAUACACAGGAGAGAACCCUUUCUAUUGCUCCCAGUGUGGAAAGAGUUUUAGACACUCAGGCCAUCUUAAAGUGCAUGCAAGAAAACACACUGGAGAGAUGCCACAUCAAUGCUCCCAGUGCGAUUCUUUCUUUUACUCAUCAGGGGUCCUUAAAUCACAUGAGAGAACACACUUAGGAGAGAGGCCAUUCCAAUGCUCUCGGUGUGGAAAGAGUUUUACCCGGUCAGGGAAUCUGAAUAUGCAUUUGAGAACACACACAGGGGAGAAGCCUUUCCACUGCUCCCUGUGUGGAAAGAGUUUUACCUGGUUAGGGAACUUGAAAAUGCAUGAGAGAAUACACACAGGAGAGAAGCCUUUCCACUGCUCCCUGUGUGGAAAAAGGUUUACCUAUUUAGUGACACUGAAGAAGCAUGAGUUGACACACACAGGGGAGAAGCCUUUCCAAUGCUCCAAAUGUGGAAAGAGUUUUACCCAGUUAGUGAACCUGAAAAGGCAUGAAGGAACACACACAGGAGAGAAGCCUUUCCACUGCUCCUUGUGUGGUAAGCGUUUUACCCAGUUAGUGAACCUGAAAAGGCAUGAAAGAACACACACUGGAGAGAAGCCAUAUCAAUGCUCCCAGUGUGGAAAUACAUUUUUCUCAUCACGUGACCUGAAAUCACAUGAGAAAACACACUUAUCAGAGAGGCAUUCCCAAUGUUCUCAGUGUGGAAAGAGUUUUACCCGGUUAGGGAACCUGAAUAGGCAUUUGAGAACACACACAGGGGAGAAGCCCUACCACUGCUUAGACUGUGGAAAGAGCUUUACCCAGCAAGGGGACCUGAAAUCACAUGAGCGGACACACACAGGAGAUAAGCCUUUCCAAUGUUCCCAGUGUGGAAAAAGUUUUGCCUGCUCAGGGAACUUGAAAAUGCAUAAGAGAAUACACACAGGAGAGAAGCCUUUCCAAUGCUCCCAAUGUGGAAAGAGUUUUACCCAGUUAGUGAACCUGAAAAGGCAUGAAGGAACACACACAGGAUAGAAGCCUCUCCAAUGUUCUCAUUGUGGAAAGACAUUUUCCCAGUAAGAGGACCUGCAAUCACAUGAGAGAAUAGAGAGGCUGUGUGUUGACAUACAGUACCAGUCAAACGUUUGGACACGCCUACUCAUUCAAGGAUUUUAUUUAUUUUUACUGGCAGAGCUUGAGAGGAUCUGCAGUGAA